GUGAGAAGCGCCACUGCUUUGAUGUCAACUAUAAUCCCAGCUAUAUGUAUGAGAAAGAGAGUGAGAUCAUACAGACCCGCAUGAUGGACCAAGCCAUCAAUAAUGCCAUCAGUUAUCUUGGCGCCGAAGCCCUGCGCCCCUUGGUCCAGACACCGCCUGCUCCCACCUCCGAGAUGGUUCCAGUUAUCAGCAGUAUGUACCCCAUAGCCCUCACCCGGGCUGAGAUGCCAAAUGGUGCCCCUCAGGAGCUGGAAAAGAAGAGCAUCCACCUUCCAGAGAAGAGCCUGCCUUCUGAAAGAGGCCUCUCCCCCAACAACAGUGCCCACGACUCCACGGACACUGAUAGCAACCAUGAAGAACGCCAGAAUCACAUCUACCAGCAAAAUCACAUGGUCCUUCCUCGGGUCCGCAAUGGGAUGCCCCUUCUGAAGGAGGUCCCCCGCUCUUAUGAACUCCUCAAGCCCCCACCCGUUUGCUCAAGAGACUCCAUCAAAGUGAUCAACAAAGAAGGGGAUAUGAUGGAUGUAUACCGGUGUGACCACUGUCGCGUCCUCUUCCUGGAUUAUGUGAUGUUCACUAUUCACAUGGGCUGCCACGGUUUCCGUGACCCUUUUGAGUGUAACAUGUGUGGAUAUCGAAGUCAUGAUCGGUAUGAGUUCUCAUCUCACAUAGCCAGAGGAGAGCACAGAGCCUUGCUGAAGUGA
Messenger RNA from Carlito syrichta (Philippine tarsier), 704 nucleotides. Its product is annotated as zinc finger protein Aiolos. Gene Ontology annotation, biological process: regulation of transcription by RNA polymerase II. The transcript has a single exon. The record is from RefSeq and is a predicted model, not a curated record. The annotation marks the transcript as partial. NCBI's taxonomy places the organism in Eukaryota, Metazoa, Chordata, Mammalia, Primates, Tarsiidae. Gene Ontology annotation, molecular function: RNA polymerase II transcription regulatory region sequence-specific DNA binding; DNA-binding transcription factor activity. Gene Ontology annotation, cellular component: nucleus.